Molecule: messenger RNA, 3532 nt
Organism: Taeniopygia guttata (zebra finch)
Lineage: Eukaryota; Metazoa; Chordata; Aves; Passeriformes; Estrildidae
Source: RefSeq, a predicted model, not a curated record
AUGGGGCAAAGUUGCUCCGCGUCUGCCAGUGCCGGAGGAACAAUCUCCGCGUGGGAGAAGCGCCCAGCGCGCCACCCGCCGCUCGCCCCUCCCGGCGCCGCUCAGCCGAACAAAGGCGGCAGCGGCGGGUCCCCUCUGUGGGAGCGGGCCGGGCAAGGGGCGAGUCCAGCGCUCGCCCCGGGCUCCCUGCCCCGCCGGCCCGGCCCGGCUCGACUCGGCUCGGUUCGGCAGCGCAUCGGGAGGAAGCGCCGGCUGCGCGGCGGGCGGGCGGCUGCCAGCGACCCGGGCUCUCCCCGCCCCCGUCUCCUCCCUCCGCCGCCGAUCCUCCGCCCCCUCCGCCUUCUGCUCGCGGCGGCGGCGGCGGUGUUCUCGGCCCCGGCUCCUCGCGUUUCUCCGCGGCUUCGCCCCGCUCCUCCCCGGGGCUCCCGCGCCGCGCUGGCCAGGACGGCAUUGCUGCAGGGAGCCUCUGGGAGUUCCAGGGUGAAGAGAUCUGCCUUCAUCUCUGCUAAAGGUGAAGACCUCCUAACGGGCCAGACAGCCUUAGCAGGACUUCAGAAGUCUUACACCAAGAAUCCUCUGGAGCAUUACAUUCCCCUGUUUGGAGUGUGGACAAGAGUUUGGCAUUCUACUUUCACAGAUCGCUGCCGCUCGCUUGUGGAGCGCAGAGGGGACGGCGAGACUCCCACAUCUUUCAGCGAGAAGAAAGGAGCCAGCGGAGCAGACUAAUAGGGACUUGUGUCGGGUGCCCUUGCCCUACAAAGGCUGCCUUUAAAAGAGAAACGCAGUGCUAUUUAAUGAGCUGUGAGAUGAGGCACUGCUGCUAACGCUCAGAUCCCAGGAUUCAUCGGCUAUUCAUUGUGCUUAAUGUACAUGUUUCUGCACCGUGCAUUUAGGAGAUCCCAGAGAAGAAUCCAAAACGGCUGCGGGGGAAAGACCACCAAACAUGCCUACAGAAACAUUACCGACAGGUAGCAUGGUGAAGCCGGUCAGCCCUGCCGUGACUUUCACAUCUGCCGUUCCUCUCCGCAUCCUGAACAAAGGACCUGACUAUUUUCGCAGGCAGGCGGAGCCUAAUCCAAAAAGACUGAGUGCAGUGGAGAGGCUCGAAGCCGACAAGGCGAAAUAUGUCAAGAGCCAGGAGGUCAUCAAUGCCAAGCAGGAGCCUGUGAAGCCGGCGGUGCUGGCAAAGCCGCCAGUCUGUCCUGCAGCCAAGCGAGCGCUGGGGAGCCCCACCUUGAAAGUCUUCAGCAACAAUGCAAAAACUGAGAGUGGAGUCCAGAGAGAAAAUCUGAAACUUGAGAUUUUGAAGAACAUCAUCAACAGCUCUGAAGGCUCCAGCUCAGGUUCAGGGCAUAAGCACGGUCCCCGAAAUUGGCCACCCCACAGGGCCGAUUCAACAGAGCUGAACCGACACUCGUUCGCUGAAUCCCUGAAGGUUUACCCCACACAGGGCCGGAGCAGCCCACAGGAGAGCAGCUCCAAUGUCAGCAGAAGGCUCCUAGAUCAGUCAGCAGAGACUUUCUUGCAUGUCUCUCACAGCUCUUCAGACAUUAGGAAAGUAACUAGUACAAAGCCCUUAAAAGCAAUACCCUGCAGUAGUUCAGCCCCACCUCUGCCUCCAAAGCCCAAAAUCGCUGCCAUUGCCACCCUGAAAUCCCCAGAGAUUGAGGCAGUCGAGUCUGGAUGCGGAGUUAGUAGAAGACCCUCCCUACAGCGAUCAAAAUCAGACUUAAGCGACAGAUACUUUCGCGUUGAUGCAGAUGUUGAACGAUUCUUUAACUACUGUGGACUGGAUCCUGAAGAGCUUGAAAACCUUGGGAUGGAAAACUUUGCAAGGGCUAACUCUGAUAUUAUAUCACUCAACUUUCGCAGUGCAAGCAUGAUUAGCUCAGACUGUGAACAGUCUCAGGACAGCAACAGUGACCUUAGAAAUGAUGACAGUGCCAAUGACCGUGUGCCAUAUGGCAUUUCUGCCAUUGAAAGGAAUGCCAGAAUCAUCAAGUGGUUAUAUAGCAUCAAGCAAGCUAGAGAGUCACAGAAAGUGUCCCAUGUGUGAGAAAGAAAUCCACCACAGAAAAAAGCAAGGACUGUAUCUUUGUCUGUGAAUAUUCAGUUUGUGAAGGGUUGUGAAGUCUACUUGAAGUCUUGUACCCUUCUCAAAUCUCUUUGUGUUGCUUGUUGUGCAAUGUUUCCAAGUUGCAUGCCUGUCAACAUGUGAGCUGACCUGGCUUCCACUUGAACAGUAACUAACUACAAAGCCUGGCUGAGCAUACACAUUAUCUGCCAAAAGUUUAAGACAAGAAUCUGAUUAGGGCUUCAGUAUAAUCAAAGUGUUUACAUGGAAAGGUUAUAUGACUUCUUUGGUAUUUAUGUGGUUCCUUGUGGAUUUUAUAUAUGUCACUUUUUGUCUUAAUACAGAUAUUGUCAACAGAUGUUACUUGUUUCUAAGCUGAAACGGAAUCCCUUUAUUGGGAAGAAAAGUGGAAUUGGCCAAAAUAUGAGGUUUAGGCAUACAACAAUAGGCAAAGCAGCCUUAUCUCUUGUAGAAAGUGCAUUAUUGGCACACGAAAGCUGUUUCUAAAAGGCAAAGAAUGCUACCUUCUUAAAUUAUGUAUCAUUGUUAAACUAUAUAUCCCUACUUGUAGUAAGGCACUGUUCAGUAAAAGUUUCUUUUUCCUAGAUAAGCUCCCUCUCUUUUACAGCAGAAGUAGUCUAGUGAAUCUGCUUGACCUCUCACAAAUUACAUGAGUCUUGCAUUUGGGUUUGUGUAAGCAUUUUAAUGAUUUUGUAUUAUACCAGUUGGAAAAGCUUAAAGAAUGUUGGAGUCAACAGAUGAAAAUGGCGCAGGUGCAGGAUUUUGUGGGUUUGAUUUUUACUCAAAGAUUCCUGGUCUUAAACUUUUGACAGGAAUAAUUAGAUCCUAUAGCUGAUAUUGAAUGCCUUUAUUAGUCAAAACACAUCUGACUACAAACUCCAUUCUGUCUUAAUUUUUUUUGUAAACCUAUUUGAAAAGUUAAUCAACAAAAAUGGAAGCACACAGCCAUAUCAAUAUAAUGCCUCCUAUUCAGAAGUAAAUACACUCAGUAGCUGAACUAUAUCUGAAAAAAUGUGAUUAUGUUGUCUUGCAUAUGUUAUAUCUAAGGCUGUGAAAGUUUGUUCCAGCUCUAGGAAAGUGUAGAAACAUGACAGUAUGUAGCUUUUAUUUUCUUUUUUUUUUCCUCCUUAAGAUGGUUAGUGCUGCGAAUCAACCUGUUACAAAUCUUUCAACAAUCUGUCUUCCCAGUGGCUUAACUAACUGUCAUUUCAACUGACAGUGGUUGUGUGGUAGUGGAGAAGUUGAAAGUACAGUGGCCUGCUUCAUUAUUAUUGUUUUCAUGCUUUGAAGUAAAUUGCAGCACUACCUUAAUACUACAUCAGCUAAUAGGAAACUUUUUUAUUGUGUAAAUGCUGUAAGACUUUGUAUAUACUUCAGUUGUUACAAAAUCUUUAAAAGGAAGAGUGUUAUGCUAAUAAAUAGCUCCUGGUGCAGGUA